Messenger RNA from Ananas comosus (pineapple), 1664 nucleotides. RefSeq lists its product as uncharacterized. Lineage: Eukaryota; Viridiplantae; Streptophyta; Magnoliopsida; Poales; Bromeliaceae. Bases 141 to 1169 code for a protein of 342 amino acids. The record is from RefSeq and is a predicted model, not a curated record. The transcript has 2 exons.
UUCUCUCUCUCUCUCUCUCUCCCUUUCCUCUUCCCGAUUAAAUUUAAGAAGAGAUUCCUUCACGGGAUUUUCCCUUCCCUUUUGGCCCCCUCCCUUCCCCCGUUUCUUGCGGAAGUAGUCAAAGCACAAGAGUAGUAGUAAUGGCGGGCAAAGCACGAAAGGCCCAUCUCGGCUCUCACCUGCCCCUCCUGGCCCCCGCCAUGAAGGACUUCGCCUCCUGCUUCAGCGACCACGCCGUCCGAGUCUCCGACGUCGCCUGCUCCGGAGCCAGCAGCACCGGCGCCUCCGCCGCGCUCGUCGAGGCCAGGUCCGUCCGGAGCGCCGUCACCGCGCUCUACCGCGCCCGGCUCUCCACGCGGAAGGAGGUGCUCGUCGCCGUGGCCUGGUGCAGGGGCCACGACGGCGCCGCCCUCUCCGUCGGGGUCGGCGCCGCGCCGCGCCACGCCCUCCGCAAGAAGAAGGGGGGCCGAACGCUCGCCGCCGGAGAGCGCCACGUCGACGUCUUCUGGGACCUCUCCGCCGCCAAGUACGGGGCGGGGCCCGAGCCCACGGGAGACUUCUACCUGGCGGUCCUCGUCGACCAGGAGUUCGCGCUCCUGCUCGGGGAUUCGUGCGGGGACUUCGUGAAGACGUUCGACGGCGGGACCCGCCCCGCCGCCGAGUUCGCGAUGGUGAGCCGGAGGGAGAAGGUGGUGGGCCCCGCCGCCUACUCGACCAGGGCCCGGUUCCGCGGGGACGGGAGGGAGCACGAGAUCACGAUCACCUGCAGGGGAGCGGGAGAGGCGGCGUCGUCGGAUGCGGAUGCGGAUGCGGGUGCGGGUGCGGGUGCGAAGGAGUCGGAGCUCGCGGUGUGCGUGGACAAGAAGAGGGUGGUGUGCGUGAAGAGGCUCAGGUGGAACUUCCGCGGGAACCAGACGAUAUUCGUGGAGGGGUCUCCGGUGGACAUGAUGUGGGACGUGCACGACUGGUGGUUCGGCGGCGAAAAAUCCUCCGCCGACCCCUCGGGCCAAGCCGUGUUCAUGUUCCGCACCAGGAGCGCGCUGGACAGCCGCCUCUGGCUCGAGGACGACGACGACCACGACGACGACCACGACGAGGCGCUCUCCAAGGACAAGGAGCAGCGCUGCUCCGGAUUCUCUCUUCUAAUCCAAGCUUUCAAGUCCCCCUGAACCUGAACAACAACAUCACCCCACCCUGCUUAUUGGUUUGCUCUCGCUCUCUUUUCUAGCUCCUUUUUUGGUUUUGUGCUAGGAAAACAGACAAUGAAUAACAUAAUAAUAUUUUCUAGGUUGGUUUGGUUUGGUUUGGUUUGGUUUGUGGAGGAACGAUAAGUUGCGGAGAGGAUGCUAAUCGAUCUGAGAGUUGCACAAUCACUGUGGAUAGAAGAGAUUUUUAUCUUCCUUCUGUUGAUACUCUUUUUCUUUUCUUUUUUUUCUUUUUUGGGUUAAAUUUGGAGAGGUUCUUUAUUAUUAUUUGUUUUUUUUACUCGUGUAGGAAGUACAUUUCUUCAAUGUUUUGUGUUGCUAAUUACGAUUUAUUGUAAGUGUUGAUUGUCGAUCUAAAAACGCAUCACAGUUUGGAAUGCGGCCCAUAUUUUUGCCUCUCUUCUUUUAUCUCUUUUUCUUUGGAGCAAUAAAAUUUUCGAAUUAUUCUUUUGUCGCGCA